AUGUUUGAGUUGCUUUCUGUCAAGGCAGAGUCCCUGGAGGUGAGCAGAAGGCGAGGUCCUGGCCACAGUCACUGGAGCUAUGAAGACCGGGAGCACUGGGGUGUGGACUACCUGGACUGUGGGGGCAACGUGCAGUCACCAAUCAACAUUGACACAGCCAAGACCAUCUUCAGCCCACAGCUGCGGCCGAUUCAGCUCUCUGGCUACAGCCUGCCUGCCAACGAGAAGCUCAGGCUGAGGAACAACGGGCACACAGUUCUCCUUGAGCUGCCUGAAUCACUGGCCAUCACUGGUGGCUAUGCCCAGCAGUACCGAGCUGUGCAGCUGCACCUGCACUGGGGCUCCUUGUCGGGACCUGGCUCAGAGCACACUGUCGAUGGGCGCCGCUUUGCUGCAGAGAUCCAUGUGGUCCACUACAACACCAAGUAUGACACCUUUAAGGAGGCAAUGGUCCACCCAGAUGGCCUGGCUGUACUGGGAGCCUUCCUGGAGGUUGGGCCAAGGGAAAACCCAUACUAUCAGGAAAUACUUGAGCAUCUGCACAAAAUCCAAGAAGAAGGUGAGGAAGUCUUGGUGUCUGGAUUCAACAUCGCAGGUCUGCUGCCUACCAACCUGAAACUUUACUUUCACUACAACGGCUCUCUGACCACCCCUCCCUGCUACCAGACAGUGAAGUGGACAGUCUUCAACCAGACCAUGAUGCUCUCUCAUGAACAGAUGUCAAUGCUGGUGAUGAGCCUGAGAAACGACGACAACAAACCUCUGCAGAACAAUUUCCGGAUGGUGCAGGACAUGCACGGGCGACGGGUGCUGGCGAGUUUCCAGACCACCCUCUCUUCAGCGAAGCAGCUGCCUACUGGUAAUGAUGACUCAGCAGCAACAGAGGGACACUCCAGCUCUUCAUUUCAUGCAGGGGACGUGCUGGCUGUCCUCUUUGGGAUACUCUUUGCCAUCACAGCACUGGCCUUCCUACUAUACAUCUACAAGCACCGCAGCCAGAACACACGGCUGGACUCACCAACCAAAUCCAAGGUCAUCUACACAGCAGCCACCACAGAGAACACUGCGUGAGCUGUGCACCUCUGCUGUGGUCCCAGCCCCCCUGAUUCAGUCUGCCACCCCACAUCCCCUCACUGACCCCCCUGGGCCAAGGGAAGGCCAGUGCUUCAGCAUCCCCUGGCUGCCCACACAGACUGUUUGCCUGGGGCAGCAUCUGGCCCCAGUAGAUAUUUUUGUUAUAAAAAAAGGUAAAAACGUG
Athene cunicularia (burrowing owl) is the source of this 1258-nucleotide messenger RNA. RefSeq names its product carbonic anhydrase 9 (gene CA9). The coding region runs from base 1 to 1071 and encodes 356 amino acids. Gene Ontology annotation, cellular component: plasma membrane. The record is from RefSeq and is a predicted model, not a curated record. The transcript is spliced from 12 exons. Lineage: Eukaryota; Metazoa; Chordata; Aves; Strigiformes; Strigidae. Gene Ontology annotation, molecular function: carbonate dehydratase activity; zinc ion binding.